Gossypium arboreum is the source of this 1719-nucleotide messenger RNA. RefSeq lists its product as uncharacterized. The record is from RefSeq and is a predicted model, not a curated record. Bases 335 to 1456 code for a protein of 373 amino acids. The transcript is spliced from 9 exons. NCBI's taxonomy places the organism in Eukaryota, Viridiplantae, Streptophyta, Magnoliopsida, Malvales, Malvaceae.
UUUUAAAAAAAUCUUUCUAAAUCUUCACCCAAAACACAUUCAUAUAAAGUUAAAAACUUCUGCUCACUAUUAUUCUUUUAAUUCCUCUUCCAUUUUCUUUUCUCUUUAACGAAAACAUUCGUUUUCAACCAGCAAGUCGUAGGCCGUUGACUUUAAGGAAAAAAAGCUCUCAAAUUAGUACAUCCAGAUUGCUGUACCGAUUACCUGCGUAAUAAUAAACUAUUUAUGCUAUUGAGUAUAACGUGUUCGACAGUUUGUCUCAAAGGAACUCAGCCUAUCUACACAGUUUACUGUUUUUAGUAUCUUAUUACUGAAUUUAUUGAAUCUGCAAAAUAUGAUAAAGGAGUUGAAAGAAGCUUUUCGCUUUGCUGCGUCAAUUAGUUUUUGGAGAAUGGCCGUGUUUUGGACAAUCUCACUCUUCAUCUCAUACUUCCAGUUACGCACAAACUGGAUCUUUUCUCGCCGACUCCAAUCCUACCCACGAUGUCAUCCUCCAAUCUCUGAGUCUCUGACGCCUGUUUGCAUCAUUACAGGCGCUACAUCAGGACUGGGAGCUGCGGCUGCGCACGCUCUUUCACGGGAAGGCUUCUUUGUUGUUCUUGUUGGACGAUCAUCGCAUUUGUUAUCAAAGAUUAUGACAGAGAUAAAAACCCAGAAUAAAGGUGCCCAUGUCAAAGCUUUUGUGGUUAACCUGGCAUCAUUCCAAUCAAUUUUGGAGUUCAAAAGCUCACUUCAGCAGUGGCUUUUGGAUUGCAAACUGCAUUGUUCUUUGCAGCUCUUGAUUAAUAAUGCUGGGAUACUGGCAACAUCAUCGCGAACCACACCUGAAGGCUAUGAUCAGAUGAUGGGUACAAAUUACAUAGGACCGUUCUGUCUGACCAAAUUACUACUACCUCUUCUUAAAAGAAGCCCUGUUCCUUCUCGGAUUGUAAAUGUCACGUCCUUUACACAUCGAAGUGUGCACUUUCCUUCAGUUUUUGAUGUACAGGUUGACAAGGAAUCUGUUUCUGGGACACGUUUCUUGAGAUCAGAACAAUAUCCAUUUGCCCGUCUCUAUGAGUACUCGAAAUUAUUCUUGAUUCUCUUCUCAUAUGAGCUCCACCGGCAACUUGGCUUGAUGGAUCAACCUUAUCAUGUCUCUGUAAAUGCUGCGGAUCCUGGAAGUGUAAGAACCAACAUCAUGAGGGAAGUCCCUUCAUGUCUUUCGAGUUUGGCAUUUCAAGUUUUGAAGUCUUUGGGCCUUUUGCAGUCACCAAAGAAUGGGGUUAGCUCUCUUAUUGAUGCAGCCCUUGCCCCACCUGAAGCCUCUGGGGUAUACUUUUUUGGUGGAAAGGGUAGGACUGUGGAUUCAUCAGUGCUAUCACACAAUACCAAACUUGCAAAAGAACUUUGGGACAUAUCUGAUAAUUUGUUCAUGGAAGCAAGCCUUGAUUUCAAAGAAACAGCUAGCUCCUAGUCAGAUAAUUGGUUGUAAAAUAAAGGAAGUCAAGACCAUGAGGAAGAAAUGUGAAGGUGAUUUCCAGGAAAAAGGUUUCCCCCUCGUCUACUUUGACUGAUAUUUGAACCAGAAAACAUACUUGUGGCCAUUUGUCAUGGCAUUUGUUGUUUCGGUUUACUCGAUCAAUGGAUUAGAAAGGGUUUCAACCUUAGUAAAAUUGUCAUUAAUUCAUAUUCAAAUGAAUUUUAUCAAAAUUCAGUUUUCUACGAUUCACUGAACUA